AUGUGGUCCCCUCACUGCCUGGCUUCUCUCUCUCAAAGGUCCCUUCUGAUUCUCUUUGUGGAAAUUGACUACUGGGAGCGACUGCUGUUUGAGACGCCCCAUUACGUGGUGAACGUAGCUGAGCGAGCCGAGGACCUGCGCAUUCUGCGUGAAAAUCUGCUACUUGUUGCUAGAGACUACAAUAGGAUUAUUGGCAUGCUGUCCCCAGAUGAGCAGGCCCUAUUCAAAGAGCGUAUUCGGUUCCUGGAUAAGAAGAUCCACCCGGGACUCAAGAAACUGCACUGGGCCUUGAAGGGGGCCAGUGCCUUCUUCAUCACGGAGUGCCGUAUACAUGCCAGCAAGGUGCAGAUGAUUGUGAAUGAGUUCAAGGCAUCCACUCUGACCAUUGGCUGGCGAGCCCAAGAGAUGUCAGAGACGCUGCUGGUACGCAUUAGUGGCAAACGGGUAUACAGGGACCUGGAAUUUGAAGAGGACCAAAGAGAGCAUCGGGCAGCUGUACAGCAGAAAUUGAUGAACCUGCACCAGGAUGUGGUGACCAUCAUGAUCAACUCCUAUGAGGUCUUCAAGAAUGAUGGUCCUGAGAUUCAGCAGCAGUGGAUGCUGUACAUGAUUCGGCUGGACCGCAUGGUGGAGGAUGCCCUGCGCCUGAAUGUGAAGUGGUCACUGCUAGAACUAUCCAAGGCUAUCAACGGGGAUGGAAAGACCAGCCCAAACCCACUCUUCCAAGUCUUUGUCAUUUUGAAGAAUGAUAUGCAAGGAAGUGUGGCACAGGUGGAAUUCUCACCCACUCUGCAGACUUUGGCAGCUGUGGUCAAUGACAUUGGCAACCACCUCUUUUCCACCAUCUCUGUCUUCCGCCACCUCCCUGACAUUCUCACCAAGCGCAAGUUACAUCGUGAACCCAUCCAAACAGUUGUGGAGCAAGAUGAGGACAUCAAGAAGAUCCAGACCCAAAUCAGCAGCGGCAUGACUAACAACGCAAGCCUGCUGCAGAACUACCUCAAGACCUGGGACAUGUACCGGGAGAUCUGGGAAAUCAACAAGGACUCUUUCAUUCGUCGCUACCAGCGCCUCAACCCGCCUGUCUCUUCUUUUGAUGCUGACAUUGCCCGCUACACGGAAGUUGCUAAUAACGUGCAGAAGGAGGAGACGGUCACCAACAUCCAAUUUGUGCUGCUGGACUGUUCGCACCUGAAGUUCUCCCUGGUGCAGCACUGCAAUGAAUGGCAGAACAAGUUCACGACUCUGCUCAGGGAGAUGGCUGCUGGGCGCCUCCUGGAGCUGCACACCUACCUGAAGGAGAAUGCAGAGAAAAUCAGCCGCCCUCCGCAGACGCUGGAGGAACUGGGGGUCAGCUUGCAGCUCAUGGAUGCCCUGCAGCAUGACUUGGCCAACGUGGAGACUCAGAUCCCUCCCGUACACGAGCAAUUUGCCAUUCUUGAAAAGUACGAGGUGCCAGUCGAGGACAGUGUCCGGGAGAUGCUGGACAGUCUCAACGGGGAAUGGGUUGUCUUCCAACAAACUCUGCUGGACAGUGAGCAAAUGCUGAAGAAACACAAGGAGAAAUUCAAGACAGGCCUGAUCCACUCGGCAGAUGAGUUCAAGAAGAAAGCACAUACGCUUCUGGAAGAUUUCGAAUUCAAAGGCCCUUUCACCAGCAACGUGGGAUACAUGUCUGCCUUAGACCAGAUCACACAAGUGCGGGCCAUGCUGAUGGCCAUGCGGGAAGAGGAAAAUAGUCUCCGAGCCAACCUGGGCAUCUUCAAGAUGGAGCAGCCACCCUCCAAGGACCUUCAGAACCUGGAGAAGGAGCUCGAUGCCCUCCAGCAAAUCUGGGAGAUCACACGAGACUGGGAGGAGAACUGGAAUGAGUGGAAGACUGGCCGGUUCCUGACCCUGCAGACGGAAACCAUGGAGACCAUGGCCCACGGGCUGUUUCGUCGCCUCACAAGAUUAGCCAAAGAGUAUAAGGACCGAAACUGGGAAAUUAUUAAAACUACUCGCUCAAAAAUAGAGCAGUUCAAGAGGACCAUGCCUCUCAUCUCAGACCUGCGGAACCCUGCCCUUAGAGAGAGGCACUGGGACCAGGUCCGGGAUGAGAUCCAGCGGGAGUUUGAUCAGGAAUCUGAAAGCUUCACCUUGGAGCAGAUUGUGGAGCUUGGGAUGGAUCAGCAUGUGGAGAAAAUUGGAGAGAUCUCUGCUUCAGCAGCUAAAGAGCUGGCUAUAGAAGUGUCUUUACAAAACAUUGCCAAGACCUGGGAUGUGAUUCAGCUCGACAUAGUACCCUACAAGGAUAAAGGCCAUCAUCGGCUCAGGUCGGGGGAGCUGGGGCUCUAGGAGAAGGGAGGGCUGUGUGACCCAGGCUGCAGAGUGGGGCCAAGGUUGGGCAGGUGGGGAUGAACUGUGAU
Molecule: messenger RNA, 2408 nt
Organism: Nomascus leucogenys (northern white-cheeked gibbon)
Lineage: Eukaryota; Metazoa; Chordata; Mammalia; Primates; Hylobatidae
Product: dynein heavy chain 2, axonemal-like
Exons: 14
Coding region: 1-2337 (778 amino acids)
Biological process (GO): microtubule-based movement
Cellular component (GO): dynein complex
Molecular function (GO): dynein intermediate chain binding; minus-end-directed microtubule motor activity; dynein light intermediate chain binding
Source: RefSeq, a predicted model, not a curated record